AAUAUCUAUACGAAACUCUGGUUUCCGAGAGUGGAAGGACUGUACCUGUACGUACGUGCAUAACGUAUGCAUCAAAGAUAUCCGAACUCUUCGCAGGUCGCUAUUCAAUCUGUAUACACUGCAGUGCAGUAGUGUGCAUAUAUGCAUGAGAAGGCUGAAGCUAAAAAAGUAGUCGGCUAAGCUGUGUGUGAUCUGAGACGAUAGAAAUUAGCAGCGAACUUACUUUUUUCCCCCAAUUACCAAUGAAAUAAACAUUACAAAAUAUGGAUUCUGCACCGCCAGUUGACACAGUGGCCGCAGCCAUUCAUGCAUUAUACCACAAUCCUGAUGCUGCAGAAAAAGAGAGAGCUUCGAUGUGGUUGCAAGAAUUUCAGAGAUCGUUGUUUUCUUGGGAGAUUUCAGACCAGUUACUCCAGAUGAAGAGGGAUGUAGAAACUUGUUACUUUGCUGCACAGACAAUGAGAACCAAGAUCCAAUAUUCUUUUCACGAGCUCCCUGGGCAAUCCCACGAGAUGCUGAGGGACUCCCUGAUCAAUCACAUGCAGACGAUGAGCGAUCCAAAGUUCCAUGUGAUCACCACGCAGCUCUGUCUCGCCCUGGCUGACCUGGCCCUGCAGAUGACGCAGUGGAAGAACUCGGCCUCGUUUCUCAUUCACAGGUUUUACAGCUCCAAUGCAACACACAUGCCCUUACUCAUCGAGCUUCUGACGGUCCUACCAGAAGAAGUGGACAGUCACUCCCUCAGGCUGGGUCUCAACAGGAGAGAAGAGUUCAGGGUAGAGCUGGGCGAGGCUGCCCCCACCGUCAUUAACCUGCUGACCGCUUGCUCAGAGAACUACCUGAACGACCAGAGGUUACUUGGGAAGAUCUUCAAGUGCCUGGCGAGCUGGUUCUACAUCCGGGUGUGUCCAAGCGAGGAGAUGUCACAGAGCAAGAUUAUAGUACUCCUCUUCGAGCUUCUGAAAAAGUCGGACACGCCGUCCAUGCUCCACGAGGCUACGAGCGACUGCCUGUGUGCUGCCCUCUACAGUAUGGAGGACGUAGAGGAGCAUCUGCCGCUAGCCAAGGUUCUCUAUCAAGGCAUUAAUCUCCUUCCAGAGGCAUACACAAUGGCCGUUGCAGAGGAAGAUGUUGACAAAUGUAUCAAUUAUUGUCGGAUAUUCACUGAGCUAGCAGAAGCUUUCAUGGAAAUGAUGGUGGAGACGCCAAACCAGGCAUUUGGGGAUCUAAGAACGCUGGAUGCCGUGCUGACCUGUGUCGGCCAUCCGCAGAGCGAGGUGGCGGAGAUCACUUUCAACUUCUGGUACCGACUGUCGGAAAUCAUCUACAAGAGGGACAGCAGGGAACUCACAGACUUAUACCGACCCUACAUUGAAAGGCUUAUCCAUUCACUGAGCGUGCAUUGCCAAAUAGACACAGAACACGAAGGAAUACCGGAUGAAAGUGAUGAUUUUGGUGACUUCAGAGUGAGAGUGUCGGAGCUUAUCAAAGAUGUCAUCUUCAUCGUUGGUUCCUCCUCAUGCUUUGCUCAAAUGUUUCACAAUCUCGCCAGUCAGCAAGGUGCAUCAUGGGAAGUCACAGAGGCUGCCCUCUUCAUCAUGAGUUCUGUCGCAAAGAACGUCCUGCCAGACGAAACUACAGUGGUCCCCCAGGUGAUGCAGGCCAUCAUCAGUCUCCCAGAGGGAACCCACAGAGCGGUCAGGUACACGAGCACCAGGAUACUAGGAGAGCUUGCUGAAUGGAUAGAGAAACAUCCAGAUUACCUAGACCCUGUCCUUAACUUCUUAAUGACUGGACUGCGUGACGAGGAGCUUGCUUCAGUCUCUGGCAAGUCCAUACAGAGCAUCUGUUCAACAUGCCAAGACCACUUACAGGGCCAUCUGGAGUGCCUUCUGAAUAUAGCCCAGGCUGUAGAUGCUUUCAAUCUGUCAGGAGAGUCUGCGUUGGGAAUCAUUAAGGGUACAGCCCUGGUGUUGGCCAGGAUGCCUUUAGACAAGGUCCAAGAUGGUCUAAAGAGAUUGGUCCUGGUCCAAGUUACGUCUCUGUCACAGAUCGUGAAAGGUGAAGCUUCAUCAAAACAAGGUGCUUCAACAGAUCCGGUGGUGUGGCUAGACAGACUGGCUACUAUAUUCAGGCACACCAAUCCUCAAAUCACCAACGGCCAAGUCCACCCCUGUCUCGUCGUCCUGCAGGAGAUCUGGCCCGUCCUGUCGGAGACGUGCACCAAGUACCAGGCUGACAUCAGGGUCAUCGAGAGGUACUGCAGGUGCCUAAGGUUCGCCAUCCGCUGCAUCGGCAAGUCAGCGGCUGCUCUACUUACGCCGUUAGUCACCCAGAUGGUGGGUUUCUACCAAAGUCAUAUGCACUCCUGCUACUUGUAUCUAGGCAGUAUAUUAGUUGACGAGUAUGGCCGAGAACCUUCCUGUGUUCCAGGAUUGAUUGACAUGCUCCAGGCCUUUAUGGGUCCAACCUAUACAAUCCUCCAAGAACCAAACGGACUAAGGAGCCAUCCCGACACAGUAGACGACUUCUUCAGGUUAUGCACGAGGUUACUUCAAAGAUGCCCCCUAGGAAUCCUCCAGUCUCCCGCUAUGCAAUCAAUUCUACCCUGUGCCAUUGCAGCCAUCACUCUGGAUCACAGAGAGGCCAACGCGUCUGUCAUGAAGUUCUUCACGGAGGUCAUCCAAUGUGCAACAGCAAAAUGGGAGGCUGAAGACUUCGAGAGAAGGAAAGCUGCUGUGAACAGCAUCUUUCAGGAAUACGGUGAGCCGCUCACCAAGGCCAUGAUAGAAGCCUGUUCCUUCUACCUACCAGCCUACCGUAUGCCAGACCACGGAGAAGUCAUCUUCCACCUGCUGCAGUAUGAUAGAGAGAGUCUAUCAAAAUGGCUCGAGGCAGCUUUACAGGGACUCCCAACUGAGACGGCAGGGCGUGUUACAGCUACACCUAAACAGCUCAGUGACUUCCACAAAGAACUUUGCAGUGCCGAGGAAGAGAAGAUCGUCUGCUAUGCCUUACGAGAUUUCACACGCCUCUACAGAUAGCCGUCACGUUGUCAUUGUAGUGGGACAUACAAGGCAAUGUUACAAUUUUUAACCAUUUUUUUUUAAAUACAACAUAUUCUUAAAUCUCAUUGCAAGUGAUACUAUGUACCAACCAAUAAUGUCUUUGAAAAGAACUCUUGAAUUAUGUUCGAACAGAGACGCUUUUUCUUAAUCUUACUGAUAUCUGCCCAUUUAUUAUUGAUCAGUGUUAAUGAGUUGUUAAAAGUUGAAUCAGUUUUAUUUCUAUUUUUCUGGACCCCAUUGCAUGAAACCUACCACUAAUGGUAUUUAUGUCAACUAUGUUACCAUGGCAACAUCUCUCAACAGCCAUUCAAAUCAAAGCUUCCAUGGAAGUUGCCAUUAAUGGCAAAAUUACAAUUAAUGGUAAGUUUUAUACAACAGGUCCGUGGUAUUUUAAGUUUUUUUUAAAAUAGUGUAUACAUGUACAUGUGUGUGAGGCUUACAAGUUUCAAACUGACUGCAGCAUCUAUUCGCGACCUUCUCACAAGAUUUGUCAAGAAUUUGAAACCAUUGUUAUGUCACGUCAGAUUGUUCUACAAGAUAUACUUUUUUUGUGUGUGGGAAGGCACAUCUAAAGUCAUCCAGGAGUCUGUUAAUCUUACAUCCUUUCUUACAAGCACUGCUGAUGUACAUUAGCUCAUAUGGACUGCUUUAUAAAUAUGAAGAGAGUUUAUCUUGAAUAUGAAGUCUUUUUAUAGAAGUUUUAAUGAAAUUGUCGAGCAGUUAUCAGAGAAAAUGUGAUUAAACGUUGAAUCUUGAUGUAGGAAUUUUUAACAAAAUGUGAAUCAAGAUGACCACUCAAGGAUGGUAGUUUGAAGGCUUUGAUUAAUAAUGAUUGCAUUAAACGCGGUCACAAGUAAAGGUUAUGUACAGGUACUGCCAUUGCAAAAUAAUACCAGAACCUAAAAUUUUUCUUAAACGGUUCUUUAUGAAGACAUUCUAAGUACGGACAAUCGUGUACCAAGAAGUUUUGGAAUCAUCAUCUUGGCAGUAAAGGUUAUGUAGUGUCAUUGCAAAAUAAUACCAAAAACGAGAAUGUUUCUUAAACAGUUCAUUAUGAAGACAUUCUUGGCGGUGUUUUGCUGAAAAUCAGAGAAAAGGGAAAGUACUUGCCACAAGUGUGGGUAUAUGGGAAUACAUAGUUAUGACAUCAUUGUUUUCCCACUGUUUGAAAGCUAUUUUAGUCACGUGUGAAAGACCAGAAAAUAUCAAGAGCAAAAUGUGGCAUUGCUUCUGUCAUAGCCUUUUACAUCGUAAUCAAGAGGACAAGAAAGUCAGCAUACAUUUUUUUU
Molecule: messenger RNA, 4357 nt
Organism: Strongylocentrotus purpuratus (purple sea urchin)
Lineage: Eukaryota; Metazoa; Echinodermata; Echinoidea; Camarodonta; Strongylocentrotidae
Gene: tnpo3
Product: transportin-3
Exons: 21
Coding region: 264-3044 (926 amino acids)
Biological process (GO): protein import into nucleus
Cellular component (GO): nuclear membrane; cytoplasm
Molecular function (GO): small GTPase binding
Source: RefSeq, a predicted model, not a curated record